This is a messenger RNA of Effrenium voratum, 1989 nucleotides long. The record is from the annotation of a GenBank genome assembly. NCBI's taxonomy places the organism in Eukaryota, Dinophyceae, Suessiales, Symbiodiniaceae.
AAGCAUUUGGGCUCCCAAGUGACAACUGUGUUCCCGUCACAACUUGUGAGUCAUGGCGCAACCGGACAUGAAGAUGUCUGCGAACCCCUCCAUGGACUUCACCAGCCUCCUGGAGGGAGAAGACCGUGACAAGGUGAAGGAGAUCCUCGCUGAGAAGGCCCAGCCGGGCGAGGAGAAAUCCUCCGACUGCAAGAUGCAGAAGCAGAUGUCCCGAAUCUCAACUGAGGCUUCAGUGGGUACUGAAGAAGAGGCAAAUCCGUGCUUCCAGUACGAGGCGGUGAACCUGGACGUGCCAGUGGUCAUUGUGGCUUCGGAGAUCCACCCGUGGUCCAAGAGUGGCGGGCUCGCCAUCGUGGCUGGGCAGUACGCGUACAAUUUUGCGGUGCGCGGGCACAGAACCAUGGCCAUCGCACCCAUGUACGACGACUAUGAGGGCGCCUUCUACCAGUGUACCAAGAGCUUCGAGAUUUUCGGCGCGCAUCACGAGGUCCGCUACUUUCAUCACUACCAAUCCUACGGAGAUGGCAAGGGCUGCGACUACGUCUUUGUGGACCAUCCAUCCUUCCGCAGGCCGGGGGGUCUCUACCACAACCUGUCGGACAACCAGGAGUACUCAGACAACCUGUUCAGGUUCGCCCUCUUCUCGCUGGCCGCCCUCGAGGUUCCCGUGGCCAUUGAGCUGGGUGGCGCACCUUGCUAUGGUGGACGGGUGAUGUUUGUCGCCAACGACUGGCAGACAGGACUCCUUCCGGUCUACAUGGUCCACAGGCACCGUGCCUUCGGGAACUACAACGAGGCUCGUUGCAUGUACGUGAUCCACAAUCUGGGGUACCAGGGAUGCUAUCCCCUGCGCCUGGGCCUUCCGGGCACCAAGCAGUUCGACAACUUCGCCCAGCUGGGGCUCCCCUUCGCCGCCCUCGGGGACCUGCUCUACCAAUACCCCUUGCAUGAGAGGACCUUCCCUGGCGACACAGGCGAGACCCUGAACCUCACCAAGGGCGCAAUUCAGUGCUGCGAUCGGCUGCUCACUGUGUCCCCCACCUACGCGGAGGAGAUCCGCAGCGCGGAGGGCGGCUUCCGACUCCACGACUUCGUGAACGCGAAGAGCUACUUCCUGGCGGGCAUCCUCAAUGGUAUCGACGCGAGCUGGGACCCUGUGACUGACGACACCAUCGCCUCCAAGUUCAGCUCCGAGAAGCUGUCUGGGAAGAAGGUGUGCAAGCGCUUUUUGCAGCGCAAGCUGGGGCUCCAGGAGGAUGAGGAUGCCUGCAUCAUCAGCUUCGUGGGGCGGCUGACGGACCAAAAAGGCGUUGACCUGAUUGGCGCCUGCGUCCACUGGCUCAUGGAGGACCACAAAGACGGAAUGUCGAACGUGCAGCUCAUCAUGAUGGGCAACGGCGAAGAGCACUUGGGCAACAUGCUCCGCUGGGCUGAGUCCAGCUGGAAGGGCCGGGUUUGCGGGUACUGGGGCUUCAACCCCCACACGGAGAGGGAGAUCAUUGCGGGCUCCGACCUUUUCCUGAUGCCGUCCAGGUAUGAGCCCUGCGGCAUUCCACAGAUGUGCGCCAUGAAGUAUGGCACCAUCCCCUUGGUGCACGCCACCGGCGGUCUCAAGGACUCGGUGAGGAGUUUCUACACCGAGCCCGAGACGGCCACAGGUUUCCAUGUGUGGCCAUUGAACGAGGACAGCCUGAAGAAAGUCAUUUUUGAUGCGAUGAGCAUAUACUUCAAGCAGCCCGAGGAAUUCCAGAAGAUGAUUGAGAGGGCCAUGGUGCAGGACUUCAGCUGGCCCAGAGCCAUCGAUGACUAUGAGCGACACUUCGAUUGGACCAUGGCGGAUCCUCCCUUCUGGGGCAGGCCGUAGCUGAACCCGGCACUCGAACGAGCUCGAAGCAUUGGCUCGCGAAAUCUUUGAACAGCUCGGGCACCCGCGUCCUUUUCCAGUGGCUUUCCCGGGUGCAGCCCCGAAAUUUUGGGGACCCCGGUGGU